Penicillium mononematosum is the source of this 1944-nucleotide messenger RNA. Its product is annotated as ferric reductase family protein. Gene Ontology annotation, molecular function: ferric-chelate reductase activity. The transcript has 2 exons. Gene Ontology annotation, cellular component: plasma membrane. Lineage: Eukaryota; Fungi; Ascomycota; Eurotiomycetes; Eurotiales; Aspergillaceae. The coding region runs from base 1 to 1944 and encodes 647 amino acids. The record is from RefSeq and is a predicted model, not a curated record. Gene Ontology annotation, biological process: iron ion transport; copper ion import; intracellular iron ion homeostasis.
AUGUCGUCCCCAAAAUUGGAUGUCCGCCACAUCCAAGAUAUGAGCAAGGCGUCGGCAUUAGAGCCUCAUUGGGGAUACUACGAUCGCGCUCUUCCUUGUACCAGCGAUCCAGGAUCAUGCGAGUAUCUUGACCAGGUAUACGAAUCCCACGACCUGGGAAUGCUAUAUUCAGGGAUAUUGUGGUGUGUCAUCGGCACAAUUUUGCUCCUCUGGGUUGUCUUGAACCAGUUCAAUGUGCCAACGAUAGCACCGACACUAGCAGCACCAGAACUAGCCGGUCUGUACAAGGUCCGCCGCUCUGUUGCCUCAUUCGCCCGGAAAUAUCUCCUGCCAGAUGCGGCUCGCCUGAUUUUCGGCCGCACAACACGCCUUCAAGUGCUCACUCUCGCUCUGUUGGCUGGCUACCUCCUCAUCUUCAGCUUUGUCGGCAUUCUCUACAACACAUGGGUCACGCCUGUGUCAGACAUGCCCGGUGUAUAUAAUACCCGCAACAGCAUGGGCCCGUGGUCAGACCGCAUCGGGACCCUGGCCUACGCCCUCACCCCGCUCUCCGUGCUACUGAGCAGUCGAGAGUCUUUCCUCUCCCUCAUCACUGGCCUGCCAUACCAGAGCUUCAACUUCCUCCAUCGCUGGCUAGGCUACAUCAUCUUCGUGCAAAGCUCCCUGCACACAAUCGCCUGGUGCGUCAUCGAGCUGAGAAUGUACCAGCCGCAACCCACCGUCGGACUCGAGUGGGUCACUCAGACGUACAUCGUCUGGGGCAUCGUCGCCAUGAUCCUUCUGCUCCUACUAGUCGUGCUGAGCACACCGUGGGGAAUUAGACUCACCGGCUACGAGACCUUCCGCAAACUGCACUACAUCCUCGCCAUGGUCUACAUCGGCGCCUGCUGGGCCCACUGGAAACAGCUCAAAUGCUUCAUGUGGCCCUCGCUGAUCUUCUGGUUCCUCGAUCGCGGAGCUCGCCUCGUUCGCACAGCCUUACUACACUACCACCCCGAUCACUCCGGUACUCUCAGUCUGGGCUUCAAGCCCGCCGACGCGACCAUCACCCGCUUCCCGGACACCGAACACGGAGACGUCAUCCGCCUCGACCUACAAAACAACCAGGACCCCCUGGUCCAUCGGCCAACACUACUACCUCUCCUUCACGAAAUGCAGCAUCUGGCAAUCCCACCCCUUCACCCCACUCAACGUCCCCACCGCACAGUCCAACACUCCUACAUCCUCCGCGCGAAAAGCGGCGAAACGAAAAAGGUCGCUGACCUCGCCGCCACCGGCACACCCACAACACCCGUCAUCCUGACCGGCGCAUAUGGCGAGUCCAUCACCAGUCACUUGACACCAAGCACGAAUAUAAUCUGCGUCGCCGGCGGGACCGGCAUCACGUACGUCCUCCCCGUUCUGCUAAAUCUUGCCCGCCAGCAACCCUCGCCAGACCGCAAGGUCGAGCUCAUCUGGGCGGUCCGCCACACGGCGAAUACGGAGUGGGUUGCGGCAGAGCUGGAUCUCUUGCAGAAAGCGCGGAAGACAUUAAAUCUCGAGAUUCGCAUUUUCGCUACCCGGGACGCGGGGAGCAAGACGCCUUCGGAGAGCUCAGAUUCCGAAAACUGUAAUCUGGAGGUCCCGAAGAUUGGGGAGAAGGUCGUGCAGGUCUCACCUUCGAAGUCGGUUUCUGCGUGCUGUGGGUGUGAUAAGCCCACGGCUGUGGAGCGUCUCGGCGGCGCUUCGGAUGAUGUCAAUAGACAUCCUGAUCUUCCGCGGUUGGUUGGUGAUUUCUUGGCUGAGACGGUGCGCGGCCCGACUAGUGUCUUUGCUAGUGGGCCUGGUGGUAUGAUUAGUGACCUGCGGGAUAUUGUUGCUUCUUGUAAUUCUGGUGGCAAGGUCUGGAACGGGCAGGAGAGAUUUGAUGUUAGUCUUAUCUGUGAUGAUCGGUUGCAGUGGUGA